AUGGCGCAUUUAAUUCUGGCCUCAGGCUCACCAAGGCGUAAAGAGCUGCUUUUACAAGUGGGCUUGGAUUUUAGCAUCCACAGCCCAGAUAUUGAUGAAUCUGUCUUGGAACACGAACAGAUUGAGCAGUAUGUCCAACGUUUGGCUGAAAGCAAAGCCAAAGUGGUAUUGGCGUUGUAUCCGCAAAGCACUGUUAUUGCAGCAGAUACAAGCUUGUUUUUUGCCAAUCAAAUUAUUGGGAAACCAACAUCUAAGCAGCAUGCUUUUGAAAUAUGGACAUUAUUGUCAGGUCAAAAACAUGAAGUGUUGACAGGUGUUUGCGUUGCAAAUGCACAUCAAUUAUUGAGUGUCGUGGUUCGUACGAAAGUUGAGUUCCAACAAUUCAGUCUGAAUGAUAUGGAAGAAUAUUGGGCUACAGGCGAACCUUUGGGGAAAGCUGGCGCAUAUGCAAUUCAAGUUAUGUCUGACGAGUUAUUGAUUAACGUCACACCUAUGGAAUGUCGUGUGGCGCUAAUUCAAAAUGGUACGGUCAACGAACUGUUUGUUGAACGAACUGUUAAACGCGGGUUAGUCGGGAAUAUUUAUAAAGGAAAAGUUGUCCGUGUACUUCCAGGGAUGCAAGCAGCCUUUGUCGAUAUCGGGUUAUCUCGUACUGCAUUCUUACACAUCAAUGAUAUGAUUUGGCCGCGUAAUCAACCUACGCCGAAUGUCUUUGAGUUAUUACAACCUGGUCAAAUUCUGACGGUUCAAGUGAUGAAAGACAUGUUGGGCACCAAAGGUGCGCGACUGAGUACCGACCUUUCUAUUCCAUCUCGUUAUCUUGUUUUGAUGCCAUAUGGCAGUCAUAUUGGUGUAUCGCAACGGAUUGAGUCUGAAGAAGAACGUGACCGUUUACGCUCGAUGAUUGAAAGAAUUCAAAGCGAGCAUAAGUUGCCGGGUUCAGUGAUUGUACGUACAGCCGCUGAAGGAAUUGAAGAGGCUUCAAUUGCUCAAGAUAUGGCAUAUUUAGCCAAGCUUUGGGAAUUUAUUCAGAAAAAACAAAAAAUUAUUGCAGUACCUUCGCUGAUUUUUGAAGAACUUCCUUUACCACAACGUGUUAUUCGCGACUUAGCCAAUGAUGAUACGGCAACAAUUUAUGUAGAUUCACGGGAAAUACAUGCCAAGUUGCAAGAGUUCGUUUGUGAAUUUGUACCGAGUAUGGAAAGCCGCUUGCAGCACUAUCCUGGUGAGCGUCCACUUUUUGAUUUGUACAAUGUUGAAGAAGAUAUCCAAAAAGCAUUACAAACCCGUGUAGCUUUGAAGUCAGGUGGUUAUCUGAUGAUAGAUCAGACUGAAGCGAUGACCACAAUUGAUGUCAAUACAGGUUCGUAUGUCGGUGGCCGUACGCUAGAAGACACUGUGUUUAAAACCAAUAUGGAAGCGACACAGGUGAUUGCGCGCCAAUUACGCUUACGUAAUUUAGGUGGCAUUAUCAUUAUUGACUUCAUUGAUAUGCAGGAAGCUGUACAUCGUGAAGAGGUCAUGAAUCAGUUUGAUAAAAUGCUGGAACGUGACCAUGCAAAAACCAAGAUUACCCAAGUCUCUGAACUUGGCUUAGUUGAAAUGACACGUAAACGUACCCGUGAAUCAUUAGAGCAUUUGUUGUGUGAAUCAUGUCCGACCUGUCAAGGGCGCGGAUUUGUGAAAACAGCAGAGACAGUAUGUUACGAAAUUUUUCGAGAAAUCUUAAGAUAUACCCGUGCUUAUGAGUCUAAGAGUGGCUUUACUGUUAUCGGUCAUCCAUCGGUGAUUGAUCGCCUAUUAACUGCGGAAGCCCCAGCUGUCGCGGAUUUAGAGCAUUUUAUUAAUCGCGUGAUUAAAUUCCAAGUCGAAAAUUUAUACACGCAAGAGCAAUACGAUAUCAUUUUGAGUUGA
Messenger RNA from Oppiella nova, 1914 nucleotides. The record is from the annotation of a GenBank genome assembly. Lineage: Eukaryota; Metazoa; Arthropoda; Arachnida; Sarcoptiformes; Oppiidae.